This is a messenger RNA of Rhodamnia argentea, 988 nucleotides long. Its product is annotated as disease resistance protein L6-like. Lineage: Eukaryota; Viridiplantae; Streptophyta; Magnoliopsida; Myrtales; Myrtaceae. The record is from RefSeq and is a predicted model, not a curated record. The transcript has 2 exons. Gene Ontology annotation, biological process: signal transduction. Bases 23 to 520 code for a protein of 165 amino acids.
ACCGACGACCAAUACUUCAGGAAUGGAGUUUGAGGUGUUCCUGAGUUUUAGAGGACCGGAUACUCGGGAUAACGUCACUAGUUGUCUCCAUAGUGAAAUGGUGGAGAAAGGAAUUCACGUGUUCAAAGACAAUGAAGAGCUCCGAGUAGGUCCGGAGAUUGGUGGAAACCUUUUGCGAGCCCUUGACAACACUCAAAUCUAUAUCCCCAUCUUCUCUAAGGGCUUCGCUUCUAGUCCAUGGUGUCUCUGUGAGGUUGUGUAUAUAGUAGAUUGCACUUCAAAGUCCGACGGGAAGAAAGAGAUCCUCCCCAUUUUCUUUGACGUGGAGCCGGAUGAUGUGAAGCUCAAAACCGAAUUGUACAGAAACGCCCUGUCUAAGCAUGAGGAGAGGUAUGACUGCAAUGAGGUCAAGCGUUGGGAAGCUGCUCUUGUGGAGGUUCCAACUAGAGUAGGCUGGAAGCUGGCAAGGAAAAGGGUACGGGGAACUUAUAAAAUUGAUUGUGCGAGAGCUUCUACUUAAGCUGAAGGGGAAGAACGGAUCUCUUCUUGAUCAUCUAGUUGAAACAGAUGAUUUAAAACAUAUAGAGAAAAUGUUGGAUGUUGACUCUAACGACCAUGUACGAUUCCUUGUAAUUCAUAGAAUGGGUGGUACUGGUAAAUCAACUCUUGCUAUCGUAAUCUUCAACCGAUUCCGGUCUAAAUUCAAUUUCAGUAGUUUCCUUGAUGAUGUCCCACGACAAGGUCUUUUAGACGUGCAAAAGAAAUUGUUAUUCGACACAUUGGGCUCAACUUUUGCUGAAGGAAUCCGUGACCCCAACGACAGGAUCAAUCACAUAAGAAGAGGACUUGGCAGCAAGAAAGUUCUACUUGUUAUCGAUAAUGUGGACGAGUAGAGGCAACUUAAGUAUCUUGCAGGGAGAUAUGAUUGGUUUGGUUCUGGAAGUAGGAUCAUUAUUACAGUCAGGACAAAAGCAUAAUACUGGAUAAG